AGGGUAUUUUGGCGUGGUGUUGUCGAAGAACUCCUGUGGUUCAUCAGUGGCUCAACUAAUUCAAAGGUUUUGCAAGAGAAAGGUAUCCAUAUCUGGGAUGGCAAUGCUUCAAGAGAGUAUCUUGACAGUGUUGGCUUGGCACACAGGGAGGAAGGCGAUCUAGGUCCAGUUUAUGGAUUUCAAUGGCGACACUUUGGUGCUGAAUAUAAGGACAUGCAUGCUAACUAUACUGGAAAAGGUUUUGAUCAGCUAACGGAUGUGAUUGACAAGAUAAAAAACAAUCCUGAUGAUCGCCGAAUAAUUUUGUCAGCGUGGAAUCCUCCAGAUCUUAAGAAAAUGGCUCUUCCUCCUUGCCACAUGUUUGCACAAUUUUAUGUGGACAAUGGGGAGCUAUCCUGCCAGAUGUAUCAACGCUCUGCAGACAUGGGGCUUGGUGUUCCAUUCAACAUUGCAUCAUAUUCUCUUCUCACAUGCAUGAUUGCUCAAGUUUGUGAUCUUUCUCCUGGAGAUUUUGUCCAUGUCAUAGGGGAUGCUCAUGUCUAUAGAACUCAUGUUCGAGCUCUGGAGGAGCAAAUUCAGAAGAUGCCUAAACCAUUUCCAAUUUUAAAGAUGAAUCCUUCAAAGAAGGAUAUAGAUUCUUUUGUGGCAUCAGACUUCAAGCUGGUUGGCUAUGAUCCUCACCAGAAGAUAGAGAUGAAAAUGGCAGUAUAA
Molecule: messenger RNA, 711 nt
Organism: Miscanthus lutarioriparius
Lineage: Eukaryota; Viridiplantae; Streptophyta; Magnoliopsida; Poales; Poaceae
Source: the annotation of a GenBank genome assembly